UGUCCCUGCCCUUGAAUGGCUCAACCCCACCAACGACCAAGUGGCUUUGAAAAAGGACAGCGCCACUUCUUAGCAGACAGACGCAGUGGAGGAGCAAUUGGAAGAAUGUCAGAACAGCAGGGUGCCCCGGAGCAGCUGGCUGCAGGAAAGAGCCAGGGUGGAGCCGGAGCCACAUACAAGGUGGUGCUGUUUGAAUUUGAGAACUUUCAGGGAAGCAAAGCUGAGUUCUCAGCAGAGUGUCAAGAUGUACUCGAGAAAGGCCUCCAGAAGGUUGCCUCGGUGAUAGUAGAAUGUGGGCCAUGGGUGGCUUAUGAUCGUCACGGCUUCACGGGGGAACAAUUUAUUCUGGAGAAAGGCCAGUACCCUCGCUGGGACACUUGGACCAACAGUCAGAACAGCUACUCCCUCUUGUCCCUAAAGCCACUCAAGUUGGAUAGUGCUGACCACAAGAUACACUUGUUUGAGAACCCCGGCUUUACAGGUAGAAAGCUGGAAAUUAUUGACGAUGACGUUCCCAGUUUGUGGGGCCACGGUUUUCAGGAUCGCGUAGCAAGUGUCAAAGCUCUCAAUGGAACAUGGGUUGGCUACAUGUACCCAGGCUACAGGGGGCGCCAGUUUAUCUUUGAACUAGGGGAUUUCAAGCACUGGAAUGACUGGCACGCCCCCGUGCCCCAGAUCCAGUCUGUCCGACGCGUGCGGGACAUGCAGUGGCACAAGACGGGCUGCUUCUCUGCUGUAGAUCCGGCUCCAGCUCCCACUCCAGACCCUGACCCUGCUCCAGCACCACCUGUUCCUUCUACCAAAGGUGGAUCCAGCUGAGCGGGAUCCUAACCUGCCUCUCCCAAGCGCCACGCAGAGCCCUGUCUCUGCCCUCACUAACCUUGACAAAUGCUGCUUAUGCCCACAGGAGUGCCAUAUAUAUUUCCGUGGCCAAUAAAAGUCGACUUGCAAUUGGUGGUUGUUAAUAAUGCUCAUGUAAUUAGUCAAAGAGAUGUCAUGUAAACACUGUAGAAAAGUCACGAGAAGUGAAAAAUCUUCCUGUAUGUGAAACUAUUCCAGUCUACCACUUUACCGUAGCAUAAAGAGGCCACAAUGUAUUGUCAGUGUGUGAUUAGCAUUUAGUCAUAAGCAUGGAAACUAUAUCAAAAUGUAUGUAAGCUUGCUAUUAAAAUAUAGUGCACCACA
Molecule: messenger RNA, 1185 nt
Organism: Syngnathus acus (greater pipefish)
Lineage: Eukaryota; Metazoa; Chordata; Actinopteri; Syngnathiformes; Syngnathidae
Product: beta-crystallin B3-like
Exons: 6
Coding region: 16-819 (267 amino acids)
Biological process (GO): lens development in camera-type eye; visual perception
Molecular function (GO): structural constituent of eye lens
Source: RefSeq, a predicted model, not a curated record